Helobdella robusta is the source of this 1308-nucleotide messenger RNA. RefSeq lists its product as hypothetical. The record is from RefSeq and is a predicted model, not a curated record. The transcript has 11 exons. Gene Ontology annotation, molecular function: amino acid transmembrane transporter activity. The annotation marks the transcript as partial. Lineage: Eukaryota; Metazoa; Annelida; Clitellata; Rhynchobdellida; Glossiphoniidae. Gene Ontology annotation, biological process: amino acid transmembrane transport.
UUCUCCAUCUGGAAUACAAUGAUGGGAACUUCCAUACUAAGCAUUCCCUGGGGCAUUGAUAAAUCAGGUUUUGUGUUUGGUAUAAUAUUAUUGGUAGUAAUGGCUGGUCUGACGCUGUACACUGCCUAUCUGAUAGUUAAAUCUCAAAAAAACAUCGGUCUCUCAAAUGCCAAAGAUCUAGAUUUUUCCGAGAUAUGUCGUCACUAUUUAGGAUCUUUCGGUGCCGGGGCCAGCUAUUUAUUAUCUUUGUUAUCUCUCUCCUGUGCAACUAUCGUCUAUUGGAUAUUAAUGUCAAAUUUUUUGUUCAAUAGCGUCGAUUUUGUUUAUGGUUGCCCUAAACUUCAACGAUUUUACGAACAAAAUCUUGUUUGGUUACAGAAUGACAACAACAACAACAACGAUGAUGAUGACGUCAUCAUCAACAACAACAGCAACGACACAAAUCCCAACAAAGAUAUGAUAUACCACAGAAUAUGGAACAUAGAACUGACAGUACCGUUGUUUUUGUUGCUGAUCAUCUUCCCGCUCUUGAAUUUUAAAUCUCCUACCUUCUUCACGAAAUUUAAUGCGUUUGGUACCAUUUCGAUAAUCUACCUCGUUACCUUCAUCACCAUAAAGGCCUGCAGGUGGGGCUUAAACCUUGAUUUCAACUCAUCCUCAUCGUCUUCCUCAUCAUCAUUCCAUGACGAUUUUAAAUGGACAUUCCCCGUUUUAAGCGGCAUGCUGUCCCUGGCUUACUUCAUACACAACGCCAUCCUCUCCAUACUAAAGAAUCAGAAGAAUCCUGAAAAUAAUACCAGAGACCUCUCCAUAGCUUACAUGUGCGUCAUGUUUACGUUCGUCUUCAUCGGCGUCACCUUCUAUGCAUCCUUUCCACUGGAUAAGUCUUGCAUUGCUGAUAACCUCCUGAACAACUUCAUAGCAUCAGACAUCCUAACUUUUUUAAGCAGAAUCUUCUUACUCAUCCAGAUGACAACCGUCUUUCCAUUAUUGGCUUAUAUAUUUAGGUCUCAGUUGAUGGUGAUUUUGUUUAAGAAAGUUUACCCUGGAUUGUUCCACGUCCUAAUGUUCAAUUCGUGUCUGGUGUCCGUCUGUAUCCUCUUCGCCAUCUUCUACCCCCACAUCGGCAGUAUAAUAAGGUAUUGCGGGGCGAUAUGUGGCCUGGGGUACAUAUUUAGCCUGCCAAUCAUCAUCUACCUCAUUCAGUCACGUGCUUCCGGCAAACGAAACAUCGUCAUCAUCACCCUUGUACACGUCAUCGUCGUCGUCAUCGGUGUGGCUAAUUGUGUAGCGCAGUUUUUUAUGUGA